This is a messenger RNA of Endocarpon pusillum Z07020, 1059 nucleotides long. RefSeq lists its product as uncharacterized. The transcript has a single exon. The coding region runs from base 1 to 1059 and encodes 352 amino acids. The record is from RefSeq and is a predicted model, not a curated record. Lineage: Eukaryota; Fungi; Ascomycota; Eurotiomycetes; Verrucariales; Verrucariaceae. Gene Ontology annotation, cellular component: cytosol.
AUGUCCGCGCCAAACUCCCGCCAGGUGGCGUCUUUAGACGCAAACGGCGUCUAUGGCAAUCAGAAACCGGCCCUUCGGGUCAUACUAGGCACCGCCUCCAUUGGGUCAGCAAACGUGGCCAUGGCUAAAAUCAAUACUGUCGAAGACACAGCAAAGUUCCUCGACACUUUCAGGUCACGUGGAUAUGUCGACAUUGACACGGCCCGGGCAUAUCCAGUCGGACGUGGUGGGACGUGUGAAAAGCUGCUUGGUUCGAAGCCUUUGAAAAUUGGCACGUGGGCCAACGUCAGCACAAAGGUGUCUAGUUUUAUGCUUGGAUCCCAUCGCCCAAAGAACAUUGCGGCUAGCAUCGAGAAGAGCCUUGGCGCUCUUAAUAUGGAUAGUGUGGAUACAAUGUACCUACAUGCCCCAGACCGAGCUACGCCCUUCAAAGACACUCUGGCAGCCAUGCACUCCGCUUAUCACGCUGGAAAAUUCGAAAAGUGGGGGCUUUCAAAUUUCUCCGUCUCUGAAGUGGAGCAAGUGAUCCAGAUCUGUCAGGUUGAAAACCUUGUCAUGCCAGCUGUGUAUCAGGGCCAGUACAACGCAAUCUGUCGAGGUGCCGAAGAGGAGCUGCUCCCCAUACUACGAAAACAUGAUAUAGAAUUCCAUGCAUACAGCCCAUCCGCUUGUGGGUUUUUCUCCGGGAAGGUGACCAGGGCGACAUCAGGGGUCUCUGGCUCACGGUGGGACGCCAAAUCGCCUCUGGGCGCAAAGUAUAGCCAUGAUUACUUUCACGAUCUAAUGUUCUCGGCCGGGGAGAUGGUGCGGCAGUGUGCUCAAAAACACGGAAUCAAAGGACAUGAUGUUGGAUUGCGAUGGAUAGUCUGGCAUUCACAGUUAGAUGCCGAACGCGGCGACGGUGUGAUUGUCGGAGCAAGCAAUGUGAAGCAACUAGCGGAGAACCUGGACAUACUUGAGCAAGGACCACUCCCCCAGGAAUUGGUCAAAGUUAUUGGAAUGGCUUGGAAAAUGGUAAAAGAUAUUGAGCAUGGGCCGAAAUACAAUAUGGGACCUUGA